AUGACUGAAAAAGAUACAGAGAAUAAGAACAGGGAGGAAUUAUCCUCAAUAACUGUUGUUAGACGCGUCAUAGUCUUUGUUAUUUUGCUGAUUAUCGUGUUUCUUGGUAUACCAUUAUGGAAAUCUACAACAACAAUUCAUAGGGCUGAAUUGCCCAUUGUUCAAGUAAAAGAGCAUUCAAUAAGCCUUCAAGAUCAGAUUCACUAUAAAAUACCUGUGUAUUUAGAUAUACCGAACUCAUUAGUAUGCUUCAUACCACAAGCCCAAGAAUUGCUUGAUAAGAAAAUAUAUAAUGAGUAUCCAGAACUAAAAGACUUUUGGGCUAUUGAAUUAAGGAAGAUUGAUGAUAACAUAGACGCUCAGGACGACUAUAUUGUUAAGUUUGAAUACCUUCCUUCACCCAAUAAUGAAGAAGAACAAGAUCCAACAGAAUCUUUUUUCAUAUCUCCAUUCAGUAAAGAGACAAGGAUCACAAUUACUGAUAAUGUGGUCAGACCUAAGAAGGUUGACGAAUUUUUGAGCAUCGUUUUAACAGAAUAUAUUUUUAAAGGAGAAAUUGAACAAAUGAGUGAUAUAGUAAGAGGAAAAAAUCAUGAUUCUAGAAAUUUAGUCAUGCCAUAUUCAUCUAAAUAUAACAUUGUCAUUUCGUUAUUAAGUGAAAAUGGAAGACCAAUAAAUUGGGAAAUAGAGAAGGCAUUAGGAUCAUUUGAAUUGAUUUUUUUCAAAUUGAACCAUUUCGCUAACUUUACAGUAACUUCUCAAAUUCAAUACUAUUCGACAUUGACUUACCCUCCAAACUAUGAUGAAAGCAAACAAGCAUUUAUAAUUCCCGAGUCAGGAUUAUCGACAUUUGUGAAUUUUGGUGACUGGAAUUUAAUUACUCACGAUAUAAAUCCAAGUAUUAAUUUCAUAUUAUACUUCCCAGAAGCUAACUAUAACUCCAAGCCCACUUUAAUUGAGAAUUCUAAAACGAAUUCGUUUUUAAUUCCACAAUGGGGUGGUGUAGUGAUAUUUAAUAAAGAUAUGAAAACAGAAGGAUCGGAUAUUAACGAGAAUGAAUUAUUACCCGUAAUGGAAACAUUUGCCUCACAACUUUUUCAAUUAUUGGGUAUGCCAUCUCAACCUAGAUCACCAAGUAUUAAGAUUGAUUCGUUAUCCAGGACCAUGACACAUAAAAAUUUAAAGCAGUCAUUGGAGAAUUUAGAAGCUUUAUUGACUUUAACGAAUUCAUUAAAUGAAAUAUCAAUUCCUGAGUUGACAAAAAUAUAUGUAGAAAAAUCCAUACAUUACUUAGAGGAAUCGAUUAAUGAAUUAAACAAUGGCAACUUUUAUUUAUCGAUGAAGUACAGUUCACAGAGUUUAGAAAACUCUGAUAGAGCAUUCUUUGAAAAAGAAAUGGUGCAGCAAGCAUAUUUUCCAAGUGAACAUAAGUUAGCAGUAUUCUUGCCAUUAUUGGGACCCCUUUGCUCAAUUGUAUCAAUUGGAGCUUUGAAAGUAAUAAAAGACAUAAAAGCUAAUAGAAACAAUAAGGUUAAGAAAGAGUAA
Debaryomyces fabryi is the source of this 1545-nucleotide messenger RNA. RefSeq names its product PIG-S family GPI transamidase component. The coding region runs from base 1 to 1545 and encodes 514 amino acids. Lineage: Eukaryota; Fungi; Ascomycota; Pichiomycetes; Serinales; Debaryomycetaceae. Gene Ontology annotation, biological process: attachment of GPI anchor to protein. The record is from RefSeq and is a predicted model, not a curated record. Gene Ontology annotation, cellular component: GPI-anchor transamidase complex. The transcript has a single exon.